AGCGUCACUCACAUGUGGCAAAGAGCAGUAGCUGUGAUGUUAGUGUACGUGAUCUAGGUAGAGACGUACGUCAGUCUCGGCUGCUGGACAGAGGUCACACUAUGGAUGAGCUGCACACAGUUUAGCGUCACUUGGACCGCCGCCGGCUGACUUUUCAAGCAUCCCUGCGGCACCUUUGGACAGUGCCGACAAGAAGGGCCUCCAGUUGGGAAUCCAGCUGCCAGCCAAUGUGCAGACGGGGCCGCAGCAGCAGAACCAGCAGCUCCUGUUGACACCAGCCAGCCUCCAGCUCGCACAGCUCCAGGCCCAGCUCACCCUCCAUCGCCUGAAACUGGCACAGGGAGGCAAUACAGCCACCGCUGCCAGUGUCCUCAACCAGGUCCUUUCCAAUGUCACCAUGUCCCAGCCCCUGUUUAAUCAGCUACGGACUUCGGCUAUGGUUGGGAACCAACAGGGUGUCUUCCCCGGGGGGGUGCUAGGUUUCCCCUCUUCAAAUUCAGCCAUGGGGGCCUUGGUGGGUGGAGGAUUCAACCAAAACCCAGACAACGUGCGACUGAACCAUCCGGGUGGAGGGGGCACAAAUGGUCAACAGGGUGGGGAGUACGGUAAAAAGUUAGGGACAGCUUACCCCUCUGAUACCGACAGGCGUCUUCAGUACAACCUCGCUGGAGGGACAUCUGCAGCAUCAGCUGGUGAUGGACAAUACACAAUGAUUAACACUCAGGCCAAAAACAUGACCAACGUUGGUUUUCAGAGGGAUUUCUAUGGGCAGGAUGUGCAGGGUCAGCAAGCUGGCUUCAGUGAUCAGAAGAUGAACGUUUAUAACACCUCUGGACAUAAGGAGCAAUGGAAAGGCCACGCUAAUUUAACUCACAGUGGGAAGAUGGACAUGGUUUCCAGUCCUCAGACGGUGUGGACAGCAGCUGGGCAGCCCAUGCGCUCCAGAACGGAACUGUACAACCCAGAGGAGCCGACCCCUGACCCCAAGCUAAACUGCACUGGUGGGAUUUCUUUUGGUUCAAGUGGCACACAGGGGUUUGGAGGCUACCAGCCCCUGCAUGGAAGUGAGGAAACCUAUUCCUCAGGAACCAGGACACUUCAGCCCUAUCAGUUCAACGAUUACCAUGCUGUCACCCCCACUCAGCUGCCCCACCAGUGUAGCAUCUGUGACAAGAAGGUCUACAACCUCAAGGACUGGGACCAGCAUGUAAAGGGGAAACUACACUUGCAGAAUCGAACUUUGUACACAAAUGAAAGCUCAGCGGUGGUUUCAGCUGGAGCUGUUCAUUAUGCUGCCGGCGGGCCUUCUGAUGGAGGUCUGAACCCCGGAGGAGCGAACCCCAUCGUCUGUGCUGCUGCAAAUCAAGAUGUGUCCUCAGGAGGCAAUACGUCAUACAUGCCAGCUACAGCCAUGAAGACUUAUCCCAUGCCAGACGCAGGAUUUGCCUCACACCAGUCAGAGUCAAAGCCAUUUCCACCGAGGAAGGUCACGGCAAGCCGAGUCGUUCACAUCUGCAACCUCCCAGAAGGCAGCUGCACGGAGAAUGAUGUCAUCAACCUGGGACUGCCGUUUGGCAAGGUCACCAACUACAUCCUCAUGAGGUCUACCCAUCAGGCCUUUCUGGAGAUGGCGUAUAUCGAGGCGGCUCAGGCCAUGGUUCAGUACUACCAGCUUACUCCAGCUAUGAUUAACAAUCAGAAACUCCUCAUACGAAUAUCUAAGAGGUACAAGGAGCUGCAGCUCAAGAAACCUGGUAAAGAUGUUAAAUCCAUCAUCCAGGAUAUUGCAUCACAGCGGGAAAGGGAUGAGAUGCAAGAACUUGAACACUACGUGCCAGAGAGAGCGCGCUCCCGCAGCCCUAUCAGCCGCUCUCUGAGUCCUCAUUCCCACAGCCCCAGUUUCACAUCGUGCAGCUCAGCCCACAGCCCCCAAGGGGCGUCAUGCAGGGGUCCAGAAAGAGGGAGCAAUGGCCUGGGCCCCCACCGGAGUUCCCGGGAUUGGUCAUCCCACUUAAGAAGGGGUGAAGACGAAAGGGACAGGGACGACCCGUGGAGGAACGGGGGCGCCGUGGACGACAGUCGGCCCAAUGGCCGAACGGUGGACCGUCGGAAGAGCUACCAGAAGCCCUUAGACCAUCUCAGUUUGAGGUCUGCAGAUGAGCGGGAAGGAGGAGGUGGAGGAGGAGGAGGAGGUGAAGGGAUGAGGGGCAACAGAGACUGGCACCCUAGAGGCAGCCCUCAAGGCUCGUCCUUUAACUCUUACAGAAACAUGGAGGACGAUUUCUACAUGGAGAAGGUGUACAAGUCAGACAAGCCGCCCAGGCCUCUGUACCAGCGGCACGACCCAAAGCCAAAGAGGAGAGACGGUGGCGACUACCACGUCAGAGCGAGGCAUUCUGAGUUUCAGACGACAGAGGAUCCGCUUCGCAGGACGCCAGAGGACAAGAGGCAGGGGUCACCAGGCAGAGGCAGGAGCAAAAAAAAUAUCAGGAGGCACACAGCCGCAGACAAACAUGAGAGAGAAAACGCCCCUGAAAAUAAUAAGCGCCAGUCAAAAGAAAAAUCUGUUUCACCUCAGCAGAGCAAUAAGCCUAAAGACAGUACUGAAUGUAACAAAGAAAGAGGCACGGAGAAAGAGUGGGAAAGUGGUGGUGACACUGACGAAGAGUGUUGGUACCCCAAGAACAUGGAGGAGCUGGUCACUGUGGAUGAAGUGGGAGGAGAGGAUGAUUCCAUUAUCGAGCCCGACCUCUCCGAGCUAGAAGAGUUUGCAUCCUGCCCCAAAGAGUCUGAAGUGGAAGAAUCGGUCGAAGAGCAUGUGUCUACGUCUACCUCUUCCGUGGAGGUGCCGGAGACACCCAACGAGAAAUCCAAGCAGGAAACUCCUUGUGGGGGAGUUGUAGAGCAGACAGCAACAGCUGUGAUUGAAAAGGAAGACGAUGAUUUAACUGCACCCGGCUGUGAAGACCAGAGGACGGAUCCAGUGGCUUCUCAGCCACCAGUGGCUAACCUUUGUGACUUCCCGACUGAGGAGUUCAAGGCUGCACUGGAGGAGACGUGCUCAGAGGAGAACAAAGGAACCGCCGACGGUCCCCCAGAAGAACUAAUGGAAAAUCACAUUUGUGCGUCAGAAGAGAGUAAAACCCAGGAAGUAGGACAGGUCACGGAAACCAUCAUGAGUGGAGUGCAACACAAGGAUGGUGUUCUUAAAAAAGAGAUCGAGGCCCCCUCUCCAUCUCCUGAACAAGACAAAGCUGUCAGUGAACACAGCAUCCCUUUGGGAGUGGAGUUCGUGGUGCCGAGGACGGGCUUCUACUGCAAACUCUGCGGCCUGUUCUACACCAGCGAGGAGACGGCGAAGGCCACCCACUGCCGCAGCACCGUUCACUACAGGAACCUACAGAAGUACCUGUCUCAGCUAGCGGAGCAAAGUCUGGCAGGUGCACUUGCUGAACCCGCGGCUGCACAGUGACAGCUCGACCUCUCAACUCUCACGUGGCGAACAGCGGAAGAAAGCUAUCAGCAGCAGCAGCGUGGAUAAUGUGAUGCACUGCAGCUACAAUUUGUGGACGGUUGCAAUGAUUUUUAUAUUUAGGUGGACUGAUGUUUGCAGGUCUUGCGCCACAGAUGCUUUCUAUUUUUUACGUAUCUGAAGUGAAAUGUAUAUUAAGGGCUAUUACGUUUUAAUUUAUCUCUUGUUUUUUUCUUACAGUGUUAUUUUAUUGGCUUGUGUGACUUAAAGUUAUGUGUUGUUUUACUGGCAUGGAAAUGAGAAAGCUAUCGUUUGCAAUAGGGCCUUACAGUAUGUCAGCUUGUUGGGUUUAAAUCAAUUCUUGGCAUUGUCUGCUUUUGGAUUUUCUCUGUACAUCAUCCACACAACAGUGAUUCAUUUACAGCUGCAAAAUGACUUGAAUGUGUUAUGUGCUAAGAAGUGCUUUUUGUUUUACGGUCGGCUCAAAAGCUCAGUGAGCUGCAACUUAAGCAAAGAACAACAAAUAGAAGUAUUUGUUUUCUCACCUUGCAGGUUUUCUCUAAAUGCGGAGCAGAUCUUGUCAAAAUGUCCUUUUGCUGCCUCACAUUGAGUUCUCAAGGCCACUGAAUUUUUGUUCUCAGAUUCUCAGGAUUUCGGUGUAUAGAUCAUAACAUUUAUAUUUUUAUUUAUAUUUGGAGUUUUGAGGCUUUAUGGCAAAUUUUCUUUCAUCCUGUUGUUGUGCACUAUACAGUAUCUGUCUGUGAGGUAAAAUGUACAUCAUGAAUAAUGAUGCAACUAUGCAAACAUUUUUUAUUUUAUUUUAUUUUUCAUUUUAUGUUGCAUUUUAUUCAUAAGUCAACCCCAGUCAUAUUUGCCACUUUGUGUAAUGCCUUAAAUAUUAAAGACCUUAAACUGGACCAUGUGUUUAAUGAAUCAGUUAAACAUGAAGUGUUUCAUGUUGCGGUGAUGUGUAACAGAAGGAUUGUCAGGCCAGACUCUGUUUUUUGUAUACUGUGAAUAACACUGAUCUUGUGACGUCAGUGAUAGUGCUGUUUUCUUUUGAGGAACUUUUCAUAUGAUUUUUGAUGCCAAAAACUUGAAUAAACGUUGCAGAUGUUUCACUUUG
This is a messenger RNA of Mugil cephalus (flathead mullet), 4598 nucleotides long. RefSeq names its product RNA binding motif protein 20 (gene rbm20). Gene Ontology annotation, cellular component: nucleus. Gene Ontology annotation, biological process: regulation of RNA splicing. NCBI's taxonomy places the organism in Eukaryota, Metazoa, Chordata, Actinopteri, Mugiliformes, Mugilidae. Gene Ontology annotation, molecular function: mRNA binding; zinc ion binding. The record is from RefSeq and is a predicted model, not a curated record. The transcript is spliced from 14 exons. Bases 398 to 3472 code for a protein of 1024 amino acids.